This is a messenger RNA of Stegastes partitus (bicolor damselfish), 1047 nucleotides long. RefSeq names its product interferon-inducible GTPase 5-like. The transcript has a single exon. Gene Ontology annotation, molecular function: GTP binding. Lineage: Eukaryota; Metazoa; Chordata; Actinopteri; Pomacentridae. Gene Ontology annotation, cellular component: membrane. The annotation marks the transcript as partial. The record is from RefSeq and is a predicted model, not a curated record.
CUCCUCCAUGAGACCUUAGAGAGAGAACUUCCUGCACACAAGAGGGAUGCUCUACUGUUUGCCAUGCCCAACAUCAACCGUGAGAUCAUCAACAAGAAGAAAGAAGCUUUUCAAGCCAAAAUAAAAUAUCUGUCUGUUCUGUCUGCAGCCGUGGCAGGUGUGCCAGUUCCUGUACUCUCUGCUGCUGUUGAUCUAGGCAUGAUGGUUACUGUUGUCAGUCAAUAUGUACUUGGGUUUGGACUUAAUAAAUCGUCACUGCAGAGACUUGCUGUCAGCGCAGGUGUGCCAUAUGAGAAUCUGGUUGCUGUCAUCAAAUCACCACUGGCUUUAAAAGAAAUAAAUGUCGAUCUCCUCCUGAAGGUGAUAGCCCAAAUGACAGUCACAGGUGUUUUAAUGGCAGCAGAAGAAGUGUGCAGAUUCAUUCCAUUGUUGGGAAUCUCAAUAGCAAUGGCCCUCUCUUUUACUGCAACCUACAAAACUCUGAGUUAUUUUCUUAACACAGUUGCUGAGGAUGCACAGAGGGUGUUUGAAAAGUCUCUGGGUUUGGAGACAUCAGUGUGAUAUUGUAAAGUGAAUGCUAAAGGGCUUCUGACUUCUUGAUUUCUGUAGAGGAGACAACAUUAGAUUGUAAAUAGAUAAAUACAACAUCUGAAUCAUAUCCUUGCUGCACAUUUUAACCAACAUUCAUUUACAGUUGAUCUGUCAGACGUCCUCAGUGCAGGACUCAUUUACUCUUAUAGGUACAGAAACAACAGAGUUACUGUUCUCAGUAUAAGACAUUUAAGUUUCUCUUUAUCAUUUUAUCAAGGGGAGAAAUGUGAUCUUCCUAUUCAUAUAUAAACUGUGUUAAAUGUAGAAAACUGCUGAAUCAUGGCUGUAUUGCUUUUCAAAAUUGUUUGUGUGAUCGAUGAUGUCAACACUUUGAGCAAAUCAGGUAAAAUGAUGGUUACUGAUGAAACAUCUUUAUCUUGUUAUCUUGUGUCAUUGAAUACAUUGUGAUGGAACUGAUGGUUUUGUCAUUAUUUAAAAAACAUAUUUUCUACAACA